Molecule: messenger RNA, 1077 nt
Organism: Mycena indigotica
Lineage: Eukaryota; Fungi; Basidiomycota; Agaricomycetes; Agaricales; Mycenaceae
Product: BcrAD-BadFG domain-containing protein
Exons: 1
Coding region: 1-1077 (358 amino acids)
Source: RefSeq, a predicted model, not a curated record
AUGUCGCUCUUUCUCUGUGUCGACUGCGGGGGCAGCAAGACGAAUGCUGUUAUAUGCGACGCCAAAGGCAACAUCGUCGGUCGCGCGCUGGGUGGACCGUCUAAUGCAUCGUAUCUGAGUGUUAAGGACUUCACCUCCGCCAUUCGUAUGACAGUCAGCGAUGCACUCAAGACGACUACCAGCCCACCCUCCAUCGAGCCUGUUCCCCUUCCCCCUGUUGGCGACACACCAUUCGCCGCUGCCUGGUUUGGCGUUUCAGGACUCGAUUCACCUAUGGCCGUUGCUGAGGUCAUCCCUAUCCUCUCCAACCUCCUGGGUAUUCCAGCCGGGCCCAGACUAUCAGUUGCAAACGACACAAUUCUCCUCGCCGCCCCGGUCCGCCUUCACCCUGAUAUCAAGCAUGCAGUGGGUGUUAUCUGCGGAACUGGGUCUAUUGCCGUUUCAUUUGAGGAAACGGAGACAGGCUUUAACGAAUUAGGCCGUGUUGGCGGCUGGGGCUGGAUUCUGGGUGAUGAAGGUGGCGGAUUCCAUGUUGGGCGAGAAGCCAUUCGUCAGAUGGUCGCUGAAACGGACGCGGCGUCUGUCACCGGCGCGCCACCACCAGAGAGUGUGAUGACCAAGCUUAUCCUGGGGCGAUUUGGGUUGGACUCUGUGUUGGACAUCCUUGGCGCUGUCCACGUCCCUGACCCCAACCCGUCCGUUAUCAACCCGCAGCAUCUCCCCCAAUUCACUAUGCUCCGCGAGAAACGGCUUUCGUCGCUUGCUCCUUUGGUCUUCACUGCCGCAUUUGAGCACGACGAUCAGCUCGCUUUGCGCGUUCUCAAGACCACAUCGAGUAUAUUCGCUGCCCAGAUUGCGACUAUCUUGGGUGACAAGGACGAAAAACGACCAAAACUCGUCAAAGCGCAGGAUGCGGUUCUUUCCCUGGGAGGAUCUUUGGUGGGAAUCGAGGCAUACAGAAAUCUUCUGCUUGAAGCACUUGCAGCCAAGGGCCAUGUCUUUCGCUAUGUCGAGUUUGUCGAUGACGCUGCAGCAACCGGGGCAGUAGGUCUCGCAAGUUCUUUCAAGGGGCAGUAG